AUGGGAGCACGCUUAGCCCACAAGGUGAUGAGCACGCGCAACCUGCGAAUCGACAACGCCACAUACUGGUCGGAUUCAAAGACAGUACUGCAGUGGCUAACUAUGGACCCCCGUAACUUUCAUCAGUUCGUGAUGCACAGAGUCGCCGAAAUCCCGGAAACAACGCUAGUCGUGCAAUGGCGGUGGGUACCCUCGAAGCUGAACGUAGCAGACGGAGCUACAAAGAUCACCGACCAAACCCAGCAAAAGACGUGGAUAACGGGCCCUGGGUUCCUAAAAGCUGAAUCCAGCCAUUGGCCAACAACGACAAAGCAGGAGAGCUUCAUCGAUACUUCAGAAAUACGGAAGCAUGUGAUGACAACGCGUUCGAGAUCAGCGGUUACGUUCAAUGCGCACUAUUUCUCGAACUGGCGGCGGUUGUAUAGAGCAGUGGCGCUAAUACUCCUGUUCGUCGAUCGAUUACGAGCAAGACAUGCCAGCAGCCACGACGAUGGCCCAUGUGAGCAAGGCGAAGAUGUUACUUUUAUCGCCUUCGCCGAAGAGUUGAAAGCGCUAUCCGUGGGAGCGGCGGUGCACAGAGGAAACAGAUUGGUCGGAUUGAACGCAUAUCUAGACAACGAUGGAGUACUGCGGACUAGAAGCAGACUGAACUCAAUUGACAUAGCUGAAGACGCAAUUGUACUAGCUCCAGGAUGCCGGAUAACUAACCUAAUAGUGAGGAGCUUUCACGAGAAGUACCAUCAUCUCGCUUACGAGACGGCAAUAAACGACAUCAAGGCUUCGUUUUACAUCAGCCGCCUCCGAGUGUUAUACAAAUCCGUGCGCGUCGAUUAUUUUGGCCCGUUAUUGGUGAACGUCGGCAGGCGCAAGGAGAAGAGAUGGGUAGCUAUGUUCACCUGCCUUACGUUGCGCGCGGUGCAUUUUGAGAUCGCCCAUAGUCUUGACACAAGUUCAUGCAUCAUGUGCCUCUCCAAUUUUAUGGCGCUUCGAGGGUUACCGAAGGAAAUAUUCUCAGACAAUGGUACAAACUUCAAAACCACUGAAAAAGCCGUGCGAGAGGAGCUGAAAAAUAUCGAGCACGAUAAGAUCACCAUUAAGUUUGAUGGUAUAAAGUGGCGAUUCAAUCCACCAGGAGCACCACACAUGGGUGGAGCAUAG
This is a messenger RNA of Drosophila ananassae, 1158 nucleotides long. RefSeq lists its product as uncharacterized. NCBI's taxonomy places the organism in Eukaryota, Metazoa, Arthropoda, Insecta, Diptera, Drosophilidae. The transcript has 2 exons. The record is from RefSeq and is a predicted model, not a curated record. Gene Ontology annotation, molecular function: nucleic acid binding. Bases 1 to 1158 code for a protein of 385 amino acids.